CUCCCCGCGUGCGCCUCAAUCUAGCGCUCCUUCAACGCGCGCACGCGCGCCCGCAGCUCGACUCUAUUUCCUCUGCUCUCCUCUCUUCAUCUCUCAUCUCCACUCCUAUCUUCAUCCCUCCUCGCUCCAUCUCUCCGUUUUUCUCCUGUCUUUAUCUCUCUUCAUCUCUCCACAUCUCUCCACUCCUCCGCUGUGUUUGCGCGUCUCCGGUUUUUCUUGUCCGAGCGCGCGAGCAGUGGGGCAGCGAGAGGAGUGACGGAGCGCGUGGGGCGCAUCCUGGCCGCGUGACACACACACACGCACGCACAAGGCGCGCGCGCGUCCGCACGCCCAAGCGUGAUUUCGACUGGAAGAUCAGAACAUAAACACUGGACGAGUUUUUUUUUUCUUCUUUUCUUUUUUUCCCCUGCGAAAAUCGGAAACUCAACUCCGAGACUCCUGAUCAGCUCGUGCUUCAUCUCCAAAAGAAGAAGAAGAGGAGAUGUUCCCUCAAUUCGCUUUCAUUUCCCUGCUGGUUUUCUGUGUCUCAGGUUUCGGAUCUUGUGCUGUGUUCCUUCAGCAGCCCCAUGAUGUGGUGGUGGUGGCAGGGCAGCCUGUAACUCUAGCGUGUGCAAUCACCGGCUACCAUGGCAUGGUCCUGUGGGUCAAAGACGGCCUGGCCCUUGGAGUUAAUCGGGACAUGUCAGGAUACCCUCGAUACGACGUAGUGGGUGAUCACAGCAAAGGCGAGUACCACCUUCUGAUCCAGCGGACAGAGCUUGGGGACGAUGGGAGCUUUGAGUGUCAGGGGAUCCAGGCAGGCAUCAGGUCUCGUCCCGCUCGCCUCACCGUUUUAGUUCCCCCAGAUGACCCGGUGAUCACUGGAGCACCCGUGGUGAGUCUGAGAGCUGGUGACCCGCUGAACUUGACGUGUCACGCCGACAACGCCAAGCCGGCAGCUUCCAUCAUCUGGAUCCGUAACGGAGAGGUGCUCAAUGGUGCAAUGUACUCCAAGACACUGUUGCGUGACGGCCACAGAGAGAGCACGGUCAGCACGCUGUACGUCUCGGCAUCCAACAUCGAGAGCGGCCAACGCAUCACAUGCCGAGCGUCCAACAAAGCAGCACCCAACGGAAAGGAGGCCACGGUCACCAUCGACAUCCAGCAUCUUCCUCUGGUGAACCUCUCUGUGGAGCCACAGCCGAUCCUGGAAGGAAAUACGGUCAGGUUUCACUGCUCAGCCAAGGCCAAUCCACCUGUCACUCAGUACAGAUGGGCUAAAGGCGGCACUGUGAUCAGGGAUGCUGUUGGAGAGGCGUACGAGGUGGCAGUGGAUCACUCGUUCUUCACCGAGCCGGUUUCCUGCGAGGUCACGAACGCGCUCGGGAGCACCAAUAUCAGCCGCAAUGUCGACGUGUACUUCGGACCCCGUCUCGCAGCCGAACCUCAGUCCCUGCAGGUGGAUUUGGGCUCGGAAGCUGUCUUUAACUGCGCCUGGAUGGGAAAUCCUUCACUCACCAUCGUGUGGAUGAAACGAGGCCAUGGAGUGGUGCUAAGCAAUGAGAACACAUUUACCUUGAGGGCCGUGAAACCGGAGGAUGCAGGGAAAUACAUCUGCCGUGCAGUGGUUCCUCGGGUCGGAGUUGGGGAGAAGGUGGUGACUCUUACCGUGAAUGGUCCUCCUACUAUCUCCAGCACCCAGACUCAGCAGGCUCUGUACGGAGAGAAAGGCCAGAUCAAGUGUUUCAUCCGCAGCACUCCUCCUCCGGAUCGCAUUGCUUGGUCCUGGAAGGAGACAGUGUUGGAGUCGGGAACGUCAGGAAGAUACACGGUGGAGACAGUGAGCACGGAGGAAGGCGUCAUCUCCACUCUGACCAUGAGCAACAUCGUCCCUGCCGACUUCCAGACCAUUUACAACUGCACAGCCUGGAACAGCUUCGGCUCUGACACUGAGAUCAUUCGCCUCAAGGAACAAGGGUCCCUGCGCUUGGCCGUCAUCAUCGGGGUCGCGGUGGGAGCUUUCCUGGCGCUCAUCGUCCUCAUGGGGACCCUUGGGGCUUUCUGCUGCGCUCGCCUGCAGAGGAAAGACAUGCACCUGGUAAUGUCCUCACUGCCCGUCUCGCUCUCUGCACGCCAGAAAGAACUCUCGAGCACAAUUAAGGCUGAAAGUCUCAAAGGGGUCGUCUCAGCAAAAAAUGACAUCCGGGUAGAGAUCGUUCACAAGGAUCAUAACGCGUCGAGGGAGACGGAGGAGCACGCGGGCGUGAAGCAGAUGAUGAUGGAGCGUGGGGAGUUCCAGCAAGAAUCGGUGUUGAAGCAGCUGGAAGUCCUACAGGAAGAGGAGGAGGAGUUCCAGCACAUUAAGGAUCCGACUAACGGCUACUACAGCGUGAACACCUUCAAAGAACACAACGCCACCACGUCGGCUGAAGCCCGCAACCCAUCCGGAGCAGCAACGCUUGGUAAACAGCGAGUCCCCACAGGCAUGUCCUUCACAAACAUCUACUCCACGCUGGGAGCUGCACCCAACCACCGUCUGUACGACUACGGUGGCCGAUUUGUGCUGGCCAUGGGCUCUAGCUCCAUUGAGCUGUGCGAGCGUGAACUCAGCGAUUCCGGAUCGUUCCAGGACGCCCCGUGCGACAGCAGCGCGAGCAGUUACUUCGACAAAGCCAGCAAGGCUUCGGCUUCGUCCUCGACGCACAACUCGCAGUCGUCCUCGCAGAACUCGGACCUGACGCGGCCGCUCCAGAAACGUAUGCUCACUCACGUCUGAGCCCGAGAACAAACUUUCAUGGAAAUCUUUGCCUGGAUGACGUGAAAUCUGUCUGUAUUUUCUAACAAGCAAUGUGUUUUGUACGUUUUACUGAGCCUGUUGUUCCGCACAGACACAUGCUGUUCCAUGACAAUCAGGAUUCCAUUCUUACGUUUGACGGUUGAUUUUAUCUUUAAUUCCGUAACUUUUUUCUUCACACGUCAUUCCAUGACAAUCAGGACUCCAUUGUUACUGUUUUUUGGGAUUUGUACACAUUUUCUCUCAAAUCUGUUCAGUUUCUGUCUUCUAUCAUCUCUGCUCUAAAUGCACGAGAAUCACACGCCUGGGAUUGGCUAGUGUUGCUGUGAUUGACAGGUGAGAGAGGGUGUUAGCCCCACCCACUAAGACAGGACAACUAAUUUCACUCUUGGACUCCAGACGUCUGGCUGAGAGAUCGUCAGGACUGAAUCCUGCAAGCUUUUGAACAGUUACCAGGAACUCAUUUCUUUAUUGUAUAUUCUUCUCCCUCUUUACGUUCCUCAUCGUGACACUUUGGACGAGUGUUUUAAAACUCAUUUUGCAUGGCAGAUGCAGAUCGUGUGAUGUUUACAUAUCGGGGGCGUGAGCGGUGUGAAGGUUUGGGGGGGGAGGGGGAAAAGGUUGUCUGAAAUCACCUACUCAAUGUGAACUUUCUUAACUGACCUCAAGCGCUUAAUCCAAGUGUGUACUUUGUUUUUGUUUUUUUUUCUAUUUCAGCUUACAGCGUGUUGUUUACACUCAAGCUCUGUAAAUCCGGCCUUUCCGUGCAAGUCUACUGUAACGUUGUCAGCUUGAUGGAUUGAUGGGACUCUUUUCUUCUUCUUCUUCUUCUUCUUCUUCUCCUUCUUUUUUUAAAUACUUACACAGGAUAUAAGACGGACGUAUGUUUAAGGUCGCUGUUUUAAGCGAGCCUGCCAUGUCUGGCAUUUGGUCGGAGCAUCAAGUGCCUCCUUUCGGCAGCUCUGGGCGGAUGCUUUUUUGUUUACUUUUUUUUUUGGUGUGACUGAAAACGAUUGCAGUCGAACUGAUUUAGAUGAUCAUAAAGGGCGAAAAGUAACUG
Molecule: messenger RNA, 3833 nt
Organism: Silurus meridionalis
Lineage: Eukaryota; Metazoa; Chordata; Actinopteri; Siluriformes; Siluridae
Gene: kirrel3a
Product: kirre like nephrin family adhesion molecule 3a
Exons: 16
Coding region: 482-2755 (757 amino acids)
Biological process (GO): synapse assembly; cell-cell adhesion
Cellular component (GO): cell-cell junction
Molecular function (GO): cell adhesion molecule binding
Source: RefSeq, a predicted model, not a curated record